AUGUCCACCCCCACCAAGCCCUUCCCCAACUUUGGCCCAAAAUUUACGGCCCCCGAGAACUUCCUCGAGAUCGAGGUCCGCAACCCGAGGACCCACGGCGUCGGCCGUCACAUGUACACCGACUACGAGAUACUCUGCCGUACCAACAUCCCCGCCUUCAAACUGCGCCAGUCCAGUGUCCGUCGCCGCUACUCCGACUUUGAGUAUUUUCGCGAUAUCCUCGAGCGCGAGAGCGCCCGCGUCACCAUCCCCCGCUACCCGGAAAAGUCUUCACCAAUCGGUUUAGCGACGAUGUAA
This is a messenger RNA of Parascedosporium putredinis, 297 nucleotides long. The record is from the annotation of a GenBank genome assembly. NCBI's taxonomy places the organism in Eukaryota, Fungi, Ascomycota, Sordariomycetes, Microascales, Microascaceae.